Prorocentrum cordatum is the source of this 1635-nucleotide messenger RNA. Lineage: Eukaryota; Dinophyceae; Prorocentrales; Prorocentraceae. The record is from the annotation of a GenBank genome assembly.
UACCUCUCACCACGCAACUUGGACUGCUGCGCUCGCUUGGGUCUGGGCGGCCACAUCCAGCUCGCCGACGGCGCUCCCACCUACAACGACGCCAUCGUGGCCCUUACGUCAGGGAUCAACGAGUGCGAGCGGCUGGCUGCCAAGGACGCUGCCGCCCGCUGGCGCGCCAAGUUCGCUGAGUGGUCAACGUCGCUCUGGACCACCACCACGCCCAUGUUCAGGGACACUCCACCAGCAGCGUGCCAAGACGUCGGCACUUUCAGGCAAACGUGGCAGCAGCAGUGGGGCCCACCCAACCACGACGCCGACGGCCACCUCCAGCGCUGGCGCUCCUGGGCGGCAAACAUCGCUUUCCCACGCUCCGGCCAGGCAACCGACUGGCUGCCCAACUACCACGUCUUCGACAACGCGGUCCAACGCUCCAAGGGUGCGGCUGGCUUCGACGGCUGGGCGGGCGCGGAGCUCCGUCUCGUCGCCAGGCUGGCCCCGGAGAUCAUGCGCGAGCUCUGCAACUUGCGGUGCAACACCACCCGCGAGAUAGCCACCGACGGCAUCAACGAUACCGCGGCCAUGCAGCUGUUCAGUUGGAAGAUCGCGGGCAUUCCGAAGAAUGAGGACGACUCGAGGCCCAUCGCCGUGGGCUCCUGCAUCCUGCGCCUUUGGCCGUCCGCCCUCGCAGGGGCAGCCCCCGAGCCGCCGACCCACCAGUGGUCGCGCCGACGUGCCACCAGCGCCACCCACGCCAUCUCGUCGCGGCUCCACUCCUGCACUCUCAGCGGGGCGGGCUCGGAACACGACUUGUCCAAGGCGCGCGACAACAUCGACUUCGCCAUCGCGGAGGACGCUUUCGAGCGGCAGGGCAUGCCGCCACACAACACUCGACUGUGCAUGGCGGCGUGGCGCGCCCCACGGUUCUGCACGAUGGGAGGCAAGCUCAGCCGGCCGAUCUGGCCGAAGCGCGGGCUCCCCCAGGGCGACAGCCUCGCCCCGAAUGCUAUGGUCGGCGCCCUUGCGCCGUGGGCGCCCGACUCCGGCCUGGCGUGCAUGGGCGACCGGGGCCUGACGGCCACCGACGCGGUUGCCCUCGCGGCUGACGUCGCCAUGACCACGAGUUUCGACAACGACGUCGGCUUCACGGAGAACGCCAGCAAACGGCAGACCUGGAGCGUCGGCGACGACCCGCCCAAGCGCUCCGAGCACCUCGGCCUCGCGGCCGGCUGGGCAAAGAUCGAGAACGGCAUCGGUAUUCUGCACGGCCUCCCGGGCAGUUUCGCGGUGCGCAUCGUUCUUGCCAUCGCUUACAUCCGGCCACGCUGGACCUGGGCGGCGCCGCUGCUGACCCCUGUCCCGGCGGACAACACCAAGCGCUUGUUCCGGGCCUUGCUCAAUGCACGCUGCACUUGGUGGUGCCGCGGCCGUUUCUGGGCCCUUCACACCAAUAUGCACCCGCAGUACUCGCAGGCUCUCCAGCGCCUCCUCGCCGUCUCCCACUCCAAGCUGGUCUGGGGCGACUUCGUUCAGAACGCCAUCACGGCGCACGCCGCGUCCUUGGGCCUGACGUUCAUCACGCACAGCGACGACGCCCGCGGCGCGCAGCUCGAGGCGCCCCCCACCGACGACCGCCGCGUCCUGCAG